AUGAUUAAUGAUCAAACUAAAAUAAAUGGCUUUAUACUUAGUUCGGUUUCUCUUGGCUUCGAUGCAUUUGCAUGUUUGAUAUCAUGCAUAGUUUUUAUUAUUAUUAUAUAUCAUCUUUAUUAUAAUCAUGUCAAACGUGAAGAUAAAAUAACUGUUGUUCUUUGUGGUCAAAUAUAUUUAGCAAUUUUAAUGUAUUCAUCAAUGUUAUCAUCGAUGCAUAUUCGAUCAAUACUGGCUAUUAUAAUGCUUGGUAUGUUUUACAUGACGUUUGUAAAUCAGGCAUUCUAUCGUCUUAUUCGAAUUGCUUAUUCUCAAAAUAGACGAUUUCAAUCUGUAAAAUUAUAUAUAAUUCUACCUAUUAUAGAAUUAAUAAUAAUAACACCUAUUCUUCUAUGUAUUCUUAUACCUUUGAAUGGUAUAACAUAUCUACCAAAUGAUCACUUUUGCAAUACAACAUUCACAAAUAUUCCUAGUAUACUCUCGACAGCAGUUGUUGUUUAUAUAGGUCCAUUUUGUUGUUUAUUAUUUAUUUAUCUACAUAUAACAAGAUUUAUUCACCAGCAAGGAAAUAAGCAAACACUAGUAAUCAAACAACGACAAGCUCGAGAUUUACUUGUUAUUCGACGUAUUUUAAUAAUUGUUAAUUUAUUAUUUAUUCUUGCAUUACCUGGAAUGGUUCUUAUAUUUAUGUUUAUAAUAACGGGUGAAGAACAUCCAUUACUUGCUCGAAUUACAUUUUUUACAGUUAGCAUAUCUGAAGCAGGACUGAGUGUAGCAUUACUUUUUUCUAUACCUCAACUAAAAAAUAUUGUUCUGAACUUACAAAAAAUAAGCACAGUGGCACCUGUCAAUCGAGCAGUGCAAGGCACAAUACAAAUGAAAACGAUUACUGGUACUCAAUAG
Molecule: messenger RNA, 903 nt
Organism: Adineta steineri
Lineage: Eukaryota; Metazoa; Rotifera; Eurotatoria; Adinetida; Adinetidae
Source: the annotation of a GenBank genome assembly